This is a messenger RNA of Phacochoerus africanus (Common warthog), 2376 nucleotides long. It is a transcript of the gene TENT5B, whose product is annotated as terminal nucleotidyltransferase 5B. NCBI's taxonomy places the organism in Eukaryota, Metazoa, Chordata, Mammalia, Artiodactyla, Suidae. The record is from RefSeq and is a predicted model, not a curated record. Bases 190 to 1476 code for a protein of 428 amino acids. Gene Ontology annotation, biological process: mRNA stabilization. The transcript has 2 exons. Gene Ontology annotation, molecular function: RNA binding; poly(A) RNA polymerase activity.
GGCCCCGGGCGACAAGCUUUAGGGUCGGUUGGCCUUUGCCGUCGAAGGUGUGCCCUGGGAUUGCCUCGCCGUCGCUGCCGUCCUGUCCUUGCGCCCUCCGCCUUGGCCCAGGCCCAACCGCUCUCCCUGCCCUCCUCCCCUCAACUCCCCGACCCCGCUUUCUGCCGUUCGGGCGCUGGGGCCGGGCUAAUGAUGCCGUCGGAGAGCGGAACCGAGAGCCGGGACCAGGCGGCUGCACAGGUGGGGACGGCUACGGCUUCGGCGGUGGCUACGGCUGCCCCGAUAGGCGGCGGCCCCGACCCAGAGGCCUCAUCUACCUCCCUCGGACGUCACCUGAGUAGGCUGGCCUGGCCGCAGGUGAAGAGGCUGGAUGCGCUCCUGAGCGAGCCGAUUCCCAUUCACGGGCGCGGCAACUUCCCCACGCUGAGCGUGCAGCCCCGACAGAUCGUGCAGGCGGUCCGCAGCAGCCUGGAGGAGCAGGGACUGCGCGUGCACAGUGUGCGGCUGCACGGCUCGGCCGCCAGCCACGUACUGCAUCCCGAGAGUGGCCUGGGCUACAAGGACCUAGACUUGGUGUUCCGCGUGGACCUGCGCAGUGAGGCGUCCUUCCAGCUGACCAAGGAGGUAGUACUGGCCUGCUUGCUGGACUUCCUGCCCGCAGGCGUGAGCCGGGCCAAGAUCACGCCCCUGACCCUCAAGGAGGCGUACGUGCAGAAGCUGGUGAAAGUGUGCACGGACACGGACCGCUGGAGCCUCAUCUCGUUGUCCAACAAGAGCGGCAAGAACGUGGAGCUCAAGUUCGUGGACUCCGUUCGGCGCCAGUUCGAGUUCAGUGUAGACUCCUUCCAGAUCCUCCUGGACUCCCUGCUGCUCUUCGGCCAGUGCUCCUCCACGCCCAUGUCCGAGGCCUUCCACCCCACCGUGACAGGCGAGAGCCUGUACGGGGACUUCGCCGAGGCCCUGGCCCACCUGCGGCACCGAGUCAUCGCCACGCGCAGCCCGGAGGAGAUCCGCGGGGGCGGCCUCCUCAAGUACUGCCACCUGCUGGUGCGGGGCUUCAGGCCACGGCCCAGCACCGACGUGGGCGCCCUGCAGCGCUACAUGUGCUCACGCUUCUUCAUAGACUUCCCGGACCUGGUGGAGCAGCAGCGCACGCUGGAGCGCUACCUGGAGGCCCACUUCAGCGGGGCCGACUCCGUGCGCCGCUACGCCUGCCUGGUGACGCUGCACCGCGUGGUCAAUGAGAGCACCGUGUGCCUCAUGAGCCACGAGCGCCGCCAGACCCUGGACCUCAUCGCCACGCUGGCGCUCCAGGCACUGGCCGAGCAGGGCCCUGCCGCCGCGGCCGCCCUGGCCUGGCGCUCCCCAGGCCCCGAUGGGAUCGUGCCCACCACUGUCAAUUACUACGUGACCCCAAUACAGCCUCUGCUGGCCCGGGCCCAUGCCUCCUAUCCCACCUGGCUGCCUUGUAACUGACUCGGACCCUGGCCAGAAAGGGCUAGGCCUCCCUGCAUGGAGCAGGGCCUCCAGGAGGGCGUGGAGGACAUGACCAGAGACAGGCAACCGGGACCAGGUGGCCCAGCACUGCUGCAGGGUUGGGCCUUCAACUGAACUGACCAGACUCCCUGGAGUGAGGCCCCUGGGGGCUGAAGGCCAAGCUGGGGUUCUUGGUAGAGGGACCUUCAGGUGAUUGCUCCACACUUUUGGACCAGCAUGAUUGCGGGGUGCAGGAGAAAUUCAUCUUGGGGCCAUUUGCCUUCAGGAGACAAAGCGUGUUUGGGAUGGUCUCUGCCCAUCGUUUUCGGUUGACUUCUGUGGCCUAGAAAGAGUCUUUGCGGCUAGGGCCAGCCCACAGUGAAACCAGCAGCCUCUGAGGGUCUGCAGGUCACACAAUGGCUAAAAUAUGCUAUGUUAUGGGAACUACUCACUUCAGGUCAGGCUGGGCCACUAAUCGGGCCUGGUGGUUCAACCUCACUAAUCACUAGGAUGAGGGAAACUGAGGCAUGAGGCAGAUACCUGGGCUUGGAAAGGGAUCGGUUUAGCCCAAUCCCCUAGCCGCCUAGACCCCCACCCAAAGCCAUCAAGGUGUGCACUGGGCGGGAACCAAGCAGCAGCCUGGGGUGGAACACAGCCCAGACCCCUGCUGGGCUGCUGCUCCCUUCCCGUGUAGCAAGGAGCCCUCCUGCCUAGGAGCUAGUUCUCUGGAGGGUGCUAGGCCCAGAGUGGCCACAGUCAAGUGCUCCCACCCCACUGGCAUGGUUACGGGUCCUCAUGUAGGGAGGAGACCCAGGCCCCACCUCCUUUCCCAUCCCUCCCCUCUGGAUUUGUUACUGUUUUGCACUCUUAACACCUGCCAAUAAAGAUUGUCUACACUGA